Molecule: messenger RNA, 1059 nt
Organism: Asterias rubens (European starfish)
Lineage: Eukaryota; Metazoa; Echinodermata; Asteroidea; Forcipulatida; Asteriidae
Product: nicotinamidase-like
Exons: 8
Coding region: 1-1059 (352 amino acids)
Molecular function (GO): calcium ion binding
Source: RefSeq, a predicted model, not a curated record
AUGGCGUCGUGGAAAGGCUUUGGUUCAGUAGAAGGGUACAGCCCUCAAAGUACACAGCUGAAAGAAGCUUGUUUCAAUCAUUUCGACGGGGACAGGGAUGGCUCCCUCAACGGGGAUGAAUUUCACAGCCUCUGUUGCGAUCUCUUCACGAUAGAUGGGACUGGUCACGUGGUGUCUAAGUCGGAAUCAUUGGCUAUGAUGAAAGUUCUGGGCGGGAAAGAGUUUAAUGGGCAUAUCACCCGGGAAGGAUUCGACCAUUGCUGGAGGUUCUGGUUUAAUCAGAUUUUGACCCCGAAGGCCGCAUUGAUUGUUGUAGACGUCCAAAAUGACUUCAUUGAUGGUUCACUUGCACUUCGGAACUGCCCAGCCAGUCAAGAGGGAGCCGACGUUGUACCGGUCAUUAACCAGCUGCUGGAUUAUGUUCAGUUUGACGUGGUGGUAUACACGAAAGAUCUCCACCCUCCAAAUCACAUGUCCUUCUAUGAUAAUCUGCAUCUCAGGAGACUCCACCCAUCCAGCAAGGUAAAAGCUGAAGACGCCCGCAUGUUGGACACCGUCGUGUUUGACAGAAUGCCGUUAGUCGAUCAGACUUUGUGGCCCGUGCAUUGCAUUGAGUCCACUUACGGAGCGGAGUUUCAUCCAGAUCUAAAAAUAGUUGACAACCACAUCAUAGCUCCAAAGGGAACGGACCCCGAGAUUGAAAGCUACUCUGUCCUUAUGGAUAACACAAAACAAGUCAAUAAAGAACUGGUUGCCGAAUUAAGGCAGAGAGCGAUUACUGACGUUUACGUCUGUGGUCUGGCUUACGAUCUCUGCGCAGGCAGCACGGCGAUGGAUGCCCAAAGUUUCGGGUACCGGACUAUGGUAGUCGAGGACGCCACGCGUUGCGUGUGCCAUGAGAAGACAAGAGCUAUGAAACAGGGAUUGCUCAAUGCUGGGUGUUUGGUUGGCAAAGCGUCAGAGGUCCCAGCUAUGGUAUCAAUGCAGACAAGACCUCCUCGAUGGGGGCUAGUGGCGGCACUUAACGUAGCGGCCGAGCUCGGUACUGGUCCUCUUUAA